UUCUGCGCAUUUUGUGCACUGAUGUAUAGAUGCGGAUGUGUUGAUACCUCGCGCAGAUGAAACUAGUAAUCCUUAUGACAUCUUGCUUGGUGACUCUUGCUUGGUGAACUUGCGCAUGAGAUGCGCCAACUUGAUUUCCGUGAAUAUACCGUCAUUAUUCAUUCUCCAGACCCGAAGACUUCCCGCGCCUGUGCAUAAGAAUCCUUUCCCAACGCUCUACCAUUCCAAAAUGCCGAAAUCAAAGGAAGUGCUGUCAACCUCCUCUUCUGGUAGUGACUCUGACAGUGAAGUGGAGACAAAGGCCAAGAGGAAGAAGCCAACCCCACCAGAGAAGCCAGCAAAGAAACAGAAGUCUGGGGAGACUUCCAGGGCAGGCGGGUCCUCCAAAGGCAGCAACAAAGAUGAUAACAUGUUCCAAAUCGGGAAAAUGAGGUAUGUCAGUGUCCGUGACUUUAAAGGCAAGGUGCUGAUUGACAUUCGUGAGUAUUGGAUGGACCAGGAGGGAGAGAUGAAGCCAGGUAGAAAAGGCAUCUCUUUGAAUCCAGAACAGUGGAGCCAGCUGAAGCAGCAAAUCUCCGAGAUUGAUGAUGCCGUGAAGAGGAUAUAAGCUCCUCCUUGUUUAGAAGUUAAGCUUGCUUAGUGUUUUUAGAUUUACCAACUUUUACACUGGCAUAAAAAUGUUUUCUAAAGGAAAGAAUUCUUUUGUAAGCAACUAAGACUACAUUGUGUAUAUAUGCAGUUCAGUUGAAUUUUCUGCAUGUGAUGUGUGUAGUGGGUACAAAACCAUUGUUUUAUCAUGUUUGUGGAUGGCUCAAGCCUGUGUGAGGUGGAAAAAGGUGUGAGGUCUGAGUGAUUCGUUUUUUGUUCAUAGUAUUCAAUAAAGGCCAUAAAUGCUGAUUAAA
Messenger RNA from Anguilla rostrata (American eel), 902 nucleotides. RefSeq names its product activated RNA polymerase II transcriptional coactivator p15-like. Gene Ontology annotation, molecular function: transcription coactivator activity; DNA binding. The transcript is spliced from 5 exons. Lineage: Eukaryota; Metazoa; Chordata; Actinopteri; Anguilliformes; Anguillidae. Gene Ontology annotation, biological process: positive regulation of transcription initiation by RNA polymerase II. The coding region runs from base 116 to 607 and encodes 163 amino acids. Gene Ontology annotation, cellular component: nucleus; transcription regulator complex. The record is from RefSeq and is a predicted model, not a curated record.